Molecule: messenger RNA, 157 nt
Organism: Trichomonas vaginalis G3
Lineage: Eukaryota; Parabasalia; Trichomonadida; Trichomonadidae
Exons: 1
Source: RefSeq, a predicted model, not a curated record
AUGAACAAUACAGCAUUGAGACAAAUGGGCUCAAGAUGGAUUUGUCGGCUUCCAGCAGUUACACAACCACGUGUUUGUCAAGUUCUUCCUAUACCUCAGGAAGUUUUAGACCGACUUAAAAAACCUAAACAACCAGUUGAAAACAAAACCAAACUAA